AUGACGCAGAUCGCCCUCCCCCGAUCUGCCGACAUUACCAAUCCCCGAGCCUGUGCCAAUGGCAACGGGCAUGCCUAUACCAACGGCCAUGCCAACGGGCACCUCAACGGCAACGGCAACAGCAUUGCUGACCACAGCGUCGAUGAGAAUGUCUUCCUCUUCGUCCCGAACCUGAUCGGUUAUGCGCGUGUGAUCCUCGCUGGUGUUGCACUGUACGAGAUGCCGACGCACCCCAAAGCGUGCACGGUUGCGUACGGAAUCUCGUGUCUGCUCGACGCCGUCGACGGACAGGCUGCCCGCGCCCUCGGCCAGAGCUCCAAGUUUGGCGCCGUCCUCGACAUGGUCACGGACCGCUGCACGACGGCGUGCCUCCUCUGCUACCUUGCGAGCGCGUACCCCAAGUGGGCGCUGCUGUUCCAGUUCCUGAUCUCGCUCGACUUUGCGUCCCAUUACAUCCACAUGUACUCUGCGAGCGCAGAAGCUAUCCUGUUGUUCCUCAAGCUAACCCGCAGGUCCCUCGUCACCGGUUCGAGCUCGCACAAGCAGAUCACGGAGGACGUCUCGUGGAUCCUCGCCAAGUACUACACGGACAAGACGACUCUGUUCCUCUUCUGCUUCUUCAACGAGCUCUUCUUCGUCUGCCUGUACCUGAACGCCUUCGUGUCGACCCCGAUCGCGGCUGGUGGUCUCUUUGGCCGCCUCACGUGGCCGCUGCUGGGCGCGCUGAUCUCCUUCCCCUGGUGCUUCGGCAAGCAGAUCAUCAGCGCCGUCCAGUUCUGGAAGGCGAGCAAGAUUCUCUGCGGUAUCGACCUGUACGAGCGCCAGCGUGCGCGCGAGGCCAAGGCGGCGGCCAAGAUCCUCGAGUCGCACGCCGAGGUCAUCGUCGAGGAGGAGCCCCUCAUCAAGCAAUAG
Messenger RNA from Trichosporon asahii var. asahii CBS 2479, 912 nucleotides. RefSeq lists its product as uncharacterized. NCBI's taxonomy places the organism in Eukaryota, Fungi, Basidiomycota, Tremellomycetes, Trichosporonales, Trichosporonaceae. Gene Ontology annotation, molecular function: CDP-diacylglycerol-inositol 3-phosphatidyltransferase activity. The record is from RefSeq and is a predicted model, not a curated record. The transcript is spliced from 3 exons. The coding region runs from base 1 to 912 and encodes 303 amino acids. Gene Ontology annotation, biological process: phosphatidylinositol biosynthetic process. Gene Ontology annotation, cellular component: membrane; Golgi apparatus.